GUUAUCCGCGGAAAACCGUGCUGCCUCCAGGCCAGUGAAGUGGUAGAGCGCUCCAGUCAGUAGUACCGAUCCCGGUGGUUUCAAGUUCAUUCUGUGUUUGGAUCUCGCGCAAAACGGUCGUAGCUACUAACACGCCUGUCUCUGCUAGUCGUGCUACUCCUCGCAAACGGAUUCGAAACCGACGACGACGACGGCGACGAUCGAGUGAAAAGUAAAACGACGCUAAGCCGGUAGCUGAUUGUGCGUGUUCCGGGAGUGAGAACUAACUUUGGUGCUACGAUCUAUUGGAUGAGCAACUGACGGGAGCUGCGGAAAACACAGCGUGACUGCUGAUAAUUUGAAGGCAGAAAAUGAAACUGCCAAGCUCCAGAAUGGUACAGUGCCGGUACCCCCAGCUGCUGGCGAUAGCGUUUGUGGCGCUUCUUCCACUGAUCCGAGCGCAAGACUACGACGUGACUGACAUCCAGUGCUCGUUUGCGUCCCAGGGGUCCAACCUGGGUGACAUCAUAACGGCCAAGCUGAAGAAACCGAUCGGCUUCAAGGGUGCACCACUAUUCGCGGACGACCGUGCCGUCAAUCCGGAGGGCGAUUUCGCAUGUUCCAUCAAGCAGGACCGGAAAGACGCCAGCGAGCUAAGCUUCGACCUCAAGAUCACCGACUUCUCACGGUGCGGCGUGCUGAAGAGGAAUGGUUUCGUCCACGUACGAAUCUGGUUCCCACAGUUCCCGUCAGUUGUGAUGCAGUCCGACCAGGAGCUGAUCAUCAUGUGCAAACCUCCGGAGCCCACCGUUAUUCAGAAUAAGGCCGCUGGAUUUGCCGGCAGUUUCCCCCACGGAGCCCGUGUCUCCGGUGUUGUCGAAGAAACUCCCGGCCGUCUCGAGUACGAGGUAGCCCUAUACAAGGAAGCCCCGCCGAUCGCCCGCAUUGCCGGCAUGAAGAAUCACUCUUCCAACUCUCUACCGGCGAUCACCAACAACGAAGUUCCGGUCGAUCAGGCCGUCCCCAUCGGCACGAAGCUUCAACUGCGAGCCCGCAUCAGCGCUCAAAGCGUCUGGAAGUAUGUCAAACUGUUGGAAGUUACCGUUUCGCCAGAUCCGGAUGAUCCACAUGCCGCCGGAUCGGUUUCGUUGGUCCGUGACGGGUGUCGCAAUAGGGACUUUGCUUCGAUCAUUCCCCACCAACCAGCACGCUACCGCGACAAACCCAAUGAAGUAUUCCUGGACUUUGAAGCCUUCCUGCUGAGCUCAAUGAAGGAACGUAGCACCCUGUGGAUUCACUCGCAGAUCAAGGCCUGCAUGGACGCGAUGGAUUGCCAACCUGAUUUCUGCUUGGAUCUUUACGAACCAACCAAGCGAAAGGGUCUCGGAAGACGUCGCCGCUCCGUGGGAGAGGUAGCCUACGGUAAUCUUCUAUCGAUGAUCGGACACGACCGACAUCGCAGAGCUUCGGGUACUUUGAACACAACCGAGUUUACCAAGUUCAAGGAAAACAUCGAGUACACCGUGAUCAUGCCUGGACAGUACGAUGAUCUGAGGUACAAGGAAGUUCCUGAUCAGUGCAAAAACUUUGUCAUGAUCUCCGGACUGUUGGCCGGACUACUAGCGCUGUCGACUAUUAUUACCUGUGGAUUGGCUUCGCGAUUGCAGGGCAACGGAAAGAAGUCCUCAAUCGACGAGCUCAACGUGAAAGGCUACUCCGGUCGGGCGAUCGUUCAAUAGAAUUCGUCUGCUUUCCUCCCGAUAAACCGAAAAGUAGGCACUCCACCGUGAUCCAAAAUUUUAGGUCAAAGAAAAUAGAAUAUCUCCCCCUAAGAAAUGCAACAAUCAACGAAUCAAUUACUAUAGACAAUGAGCGCUACAGUAUGCUGUGUAAAUUUAAGAAGCUAGACAAAACAAAUACUUAGAUCGUAAGGUGUAGAAUCCAUUCGAGGCUUUCGAGAACGUAUAAAAAAAUCUGGCAGCACUGUAGAAUAAGCCCAAUUUUUAAACCAUCCCUCGGUCCGAUGCAGAGAAAUUAUCUUUAAAAAUUGGGCUUACCAGUGGGUUUGUAGGGAAGACAAAUGGCAAAAUCAAGUUGUUAUAGCCGUGUGAGUAUCUAGAAAUCACACACAACGUAGACUGCAUUUUCACUUAGAGUACGUUUAUAGGAUCGGAAACAUGUUGGUAGCGUUACUGUAGAUUGUCCGUAGCAAAUUUUGUGAAGCAUUUAAUGUUAGCUGGUAUUUAUUGAUAUUUUCUGUGUAAGAUUAUUUUAACUAUCCGUAAGUUCGUGCGUAGCUUUUUCGCGCAAAAUCGUUUCGAACUUGGCGUGAAUUGUACAGUGAUUUUAUUCGUAAAUAAAUAGUUGAGUUUAAAUAAAA
Messenger RNA from Ochlerotatus camptorhynchus, 2359 nucleotides. RefSeq lists its product as uncharacterized. The record is from RefSeq and is a predicted model, not a curated record. Bases 351 to 1718 code for a protein of 455 amino acids. NCBI's taxonomy places the organism in Eukaryota, Metazoa, Arthropoda, Insecta, Diptera, Culicidae. The transcript has 8 exons.